AUGAGCGUCCAACUCCCUCCGGCAACGCACCGCAAGCGCGCGCUGCCCCAGGGCGAGCUCGAAGCCGCGUCGACACUCAAGCUCGGCGCCGAUCAGCACACGCAUACGCUCUCCCUGUCCGAAGCACGCCUGGUCAUCCACAAGGUGUUGGAGAACAAGCGCCGCGGGGGAAACAAGUACGAGGAGCCAGAGAACCUGACGAAAACAUUGGACUACCUGGAUACGUUUGCGCGGUUCAAGGACGAAGAGAACAUUAAGGCGGUGGAGCGGUUACUAAACUCGCACACGGAGAUGGAAAUGUUUGAACGGUCGCAACUGGGGAGUCUGUGCUGCGACAACGCCGAGGAGGCCAAGUCGCUCAUUCCGAGUCUGCAGAACAAAAUCUCCGAUGCCGAGCUGCAAGAGUUGCUGGACGAGAUGACCAAGCUCCGCAAUUUCACGGAGUAG
This is a messenger RNA of Penicillium canariense, 447 nucleotides long. Its product is annotated as DNA-directed RNA polymerase II subunit RPB4. Gene Ontology annotation, biological process: positive regulation of translational initiation; nuclear-transcribed mRNA catabolic process, deadenylation-dependent decay; mRNA export from nucleus in response to heat stress. Bases 1 to 447 code for a protein of 148 amino acids. The transcript has 3 exons. Gene Ontology annotation, cellular component: P-body; RNA polymerase II, core complex. Gene Ontology annotation, molecular function: translation initiation factor binding; nucleotide binding. The record is from RefSeq and is a predicted model, not a curated record. NCBI's taxonomy places the organism in Eukaryota, Fungi, Ascomycota, Eurotiomycetes, Eurotiales, Aspergillaceae.